This is a messenger RNA of Drosophila navojoa, 1055 nucleotides long. RefSeq lists its product as uncharacterized. The record is from RefSeq and is a predicted model, not a curated record. NCBI's taxonomy places the organism in Eukaryota, Metazoa, Arthropoda, Insecta, Diptera, Drosophilidae.
AUGCGGCCCGACCUGAGCAAAAUGAAAUUCCUGAUCGCCCUCGCCUUGGUGGCAGCCGUCAGCGCUGACGUUUCCCACCUGUUCUCCAGCAGUGAUAAUCGCCAAGCGGAUGGAUACCACUAUCAGCCACCAAGUCAGCCGUUCGUCAUCGAUGUGCCCCAGGUCUACCAAAAGCAAAAUAAGGUGAUCUACGAACAGCCCGCUCAAGUGGUCGUCCAAAAGCAAAAUGAGGUGAUCUACGAACAGCAACCUCAGGUGGUGUACCAAAAGCAAAAAGAGGUGAUCUACGAACAGCCCGCUCCAGUGGUAGUCCAAAAGCAAAAUAAGGUGAUCUACGAACAGCAACCUCAAGUAACCUAUGAGAAGAAAACUCAAGUAAUCUACGAGCAGCCCGCUCCAGCGGUCUACCAAAAGCCAAUUUCAAAUACUCCUGCCGGCAUCCUAAAGGACGAUGGAUACGUAUAUGAAAAGCCUACAAUCGAUUUCGAGCCUGUGCGGCCAAUCAAUAAGGUUGUGAUCCCACCUAAGCCCGUAAACAAUUAUCUGCCUCCUAAGCCGAUUGUGCAGCCAAUCUACAAGCCAACCCCUAAGGUCAUCAUCCAGCCUGUGCCCACUAUUAAGCCUGUGGUGCCAAUCUACAAGCCAACCCCUAAGGUCAUUAUUCAGCCUGUGCCCACUAUUAAGCCUGUGGUGCCAAUCUACAAGCCAACCCCAAAGGUUGUGAUCCCAGCUAAGCCCGGUAUCGACUAUCUGCCCCCUAAGAAGAUUGUGGAGCCAAUCUACAAGCCAACCCCUAAGGUCAUCAUCCAGCCUGUGCCCACUAUUAAGCCUGUGGUGCCAAUCUACAAGCCAACCCCUAAGAUUGUGAUUAAACCUAAGCCCGACUACCUGCCGCCUGUCGGCUAUACCUACCCCAACAAUCCUCAGCCAUCUUUCGAAUAUUAAGGAACACCUAUUGUAAUUAGUUUCCUCCUCUAGUAUUAGAUCUUGCAUACGAAUUCCUGAUGAGAAAAUGAAUUGAAAAUCGAAACAUUAAUAAAAAUGAUAAUGAAAAA